AUGAAUCCAAUGAACUGGUCCAGUUUUAAUCAGUCAGAUGCAUUUACUGAUCAACCAGAGAAUUCCUUCCUUCCGUCAGUAUUCAAGGAUACAGACGAUGUCAUCAGAUUACUACCAAACUAUCCAUAUAAUCAUAAAAUAAACGAAGAUCAGUAUAAUUCGAACAUUGUAAAUUUAUUGCCUGAGAAAUUAAAACAAAAAGAUAAUCUUUUAACUUUUUCAACAUCAAUUAAAAGCCCUCAUUGUUCUACUGUGAUCACAUCAACAAAAAAGAAUCAAAACUAUAGUACACCUGAAGUAGCCGUUGAUGAUUUCAACAUUAUUGAACCACCUUCAUUAUCAACAACAUCAUCAUCAUCAAUAGUCCUUUCAACAGGUAUAAGACGUCGUGGUCCUAAAAAGAAGAAAAAACCUGAUUCACAAGAACGUCUAGUACGAAUGAAAAUGAGACGAGCUCGAGCGAAUGCACGUGAACGUAGUCGAAUGCAUGGGUUGAAUUCUGCUUUGGAUACUUUAAGACAGCAUAUACUACCGUCAGCUUUAGUGAAUGGAGAUAUUUCUUUGGAUCGUAAUUCACCAUAUGCCAGAAUGCAGAUCAAUCAUAAUGCGAUUAACAGUGAUCGGAAAAAUCAACAGUCGACGACUGUAACCGAUCAGGUGAGUUCUACCAGUACUACAAUAAACAAUAAUAAUAAUAACAAUAGAAAUAUGUCUAAUUUACAUCAAUUUGGUCAAAAAUUGAGUAAAAUUGAAACACUUCGACUAGCUUGUAAUUAUAUUGGUCUAUUAGCUUCCAUAUUGAAUAAUAUACAAUUUGAUUCGAUAACAGAUAUUAUCAAAUACUUAUGUCAUGGUUUAUCACAGAUUACAACUAAUCAGAUUGCAGCUGCUCUUCAUAGUGAUCCCUCACGAUUAUUAAAGCAUUAUACAUUUGACAAACGGGACGGAGAGGGGAAGGAGGCGAAGGCGGAGGUCGAGGCGCAGGUGGAGACAAUGGAGAAGGAGAAGAGGACAUCAUCGACGAUUGAAGGCGAUAUCUUACUGUCUUCGUUAGCCUCCUCUUCAUCUUCAUCAUUGUCAAAGAUGUCUGAAUCCCUGUCGAAAUCAACAACCUCAACAACACCACCACCAACAACAACAGCAACCACUACCAAUUAUUGGUGGAUAGACAGUCCAAUGACUGAGGGUGGUGUUCAUCAAACUGAAAAAUUACCAACAGGAUUAAUGAGGUCAAAUGUAUUAGAAGGUAAAUUAACCACCAAUGAAGAACGCUUGAUUGAUUAUAUUGAUUGUCAACAAACUAUUCCUCCAUCUAUACAAAUGUGUUCAUCGAAGUGUAGAGAUUUAAUAAAAAAUCAAAAUUAUUAUUAUUAUUACUAUGGUUGUUAUUGUUAUUAUUCUCAAAAUAUCAGCUCAUUAUCAAUUCAUCAGCAUAAUCACCAUCAUCAUCAUCAUCAUCAAGUGGAAAUGGAUGAAUACAACAAUUCAACCUUAACUGAUUUACCUGUUAAUUACUAUACUACUGAAAAUAAAAAAGAUAAUCAACCAAUUGGAGUAAAUCACCUUGAAAAUUGGUUUAAUAAAACAAAAGUAUCAAGAUUCAAUGAUGAAGAAAGAAAUUUCACUUCAUCCAAUUACGUUAAUAAUAAUAAUAAUAAUAAUAAUAAUAGUAAUAAUAAUAAUAAAGACGGUCUACAGAUGGAUCCAUACUCUUAUCAUUGUUAUUCUUAUUGUAAUUCUCGUCCAGAUGGUGAAUAUUAUGACUCAUGUAAACUGAUGGUGAAUACAAUUCAUGCUAAUUCCACCUGUAUUGACUACAGGGGGGAUUAUAAUGAGAGAUACAAUGAGAAAUGACAAAUUCACUUUGUUUGAAAUUGAAGUCAAGAAAAAUGUUGAAAUUUAAGUAUUCCGAUAUCCCUGAGGUUGUUUUUUCUUUUCACUUCUUUAUCCUUGCA
Messenger RNA from Trichobilharzia szidati, 1955 nucleotides. The record is from the annotation of a GenBank genome assembly. Lineage: Eukaryota; Metazoa; Platyhelminthes; Trematoda; Strigeidida; Schistosomatidae.